Messenger RNA from Thunnus maccoyii (southern bluefin tuna), 2559 nucleotides. Its product is annotated as 39S ribosomal protein L48, mitochondrial-like. NCBI's taxonomy places the organism in Eukaryota, Metazoa, Chordata, Actinopteri, Scombriformes, Scombridae. The transcript is spliced from 10 exons. The record is from RefSeq and is a predicted model, not a curated record. Gene Ontology annotation, cellular component: mitochondrial ribosome. Bases 704 to 2059 code for a protein of 451 amino acids. Gene Ontology annotation, molecular function: zinc ion binding.
CAAAGGUCACUUCCUUAGCCUUUGUAUCCUCUUUAGCUUUAGCUUUGAUACACGUUCUGGUCGAAACAGGACAUAUUACACAAAUAAUAUUGUUCUGAUGUGAAAUCGAACACCGGAAUCUUCUAGCGGACAUGCUAAGCUUUCAAAAGAGGUUGCAGAUCGACUGUAAUUGACAUUUUGUGCGAAAUUUUGUCAAAGAAUGAAAAGGUUAAUAGUGCCAACUGAAUUAGCAUAAGCAGAACGGCAACAGCGGCCUAUAUUUGCACUCACGAUUGUAACUGCUACCGUAUUUAAUGUCAUGUGACAGUGAAAUCUCUUAUCCAGCCCACCAAGGUAUCCUCCUUAAAAAAAAUAAAAUUAUCAAGGUAUCCACUCAAUGUUGGCUACCUAAUCCACAUUUGACUGCAACGUCACCGGAACGAGAAUCCCGCCAAUGUCGAGUCUGCUCACGGUCACGGACGGUAGACUGAGAGUUGCGCAGCAAUACACUGGGAAUAUCCAGCAAAGAAGUGUUUCCAUCCAUAGAUUGUGUUUCCAGUGAGGCGCUGACGCAGGCUAAUGCUAAUGCUUCAGCAACCUGUAACUGGUCCAGAUAAUGUAAAGAGAGCAAACUUCAACAUCUGGAAACUUUCAGCCUCCGUUCCCCUCUCUCCAUCCACCCGCCUCCAGCUCACCUCUCCGGCUUCACUGUCUGAAUACUGACAUGGCGUCGGCCCAAUCAGAGCAGUCCAGCUUCCUGCAACAGGAGCUCACCUGCCCGGUGUGCCUGGACUUGUACCGCGACCCCCACUUGCUACCUUGCGGCCACAACUUCUGCAGGACCUGCCUGUACCGUCUAAAGUGGCAAGCGAACCGAGGUCGCCUCCGCUGCCCAGAGUGCCGCGAUAGCCACCGGUGUGGCACCAACUUUCAGAAAAACUUCAAACUAGCCAAUAUUGCUGAUGACUACCGUCACCACCGCAGAGCCACCACUGCAGCUGCUACAGCUUUGAAAUCCAGAGAGUCGCUGACUUCUUCUCUGCCAACACAGCAGGCCAAGAGUGUGUUUGCUGUUCCAUGUGACUACUGCCCUUCAGUCACCGCAGAGGCAUCAGGCACCUCCGCAGACGGGCCUUCUGUUUCUCAGGAAGGGGGUGACAAGAAGGAAGCUGCUGCUGCUGCGUCAGUGUUUGCAGUCAAGACAUGCCUGAAGUGUGAGGUGUCGAUGUGCCAGGAGCACUUAAAGCCACAUCUGGAGCUGCCGGCGUUUCGCGAGCAUCCGCUGACGGAACCAAUGAAUGACUUCUGGAAGAGGAAGUGCCCGGAUCAUGACGAGAUAUACAGAUACUACUGCAUGGACGACAAGAUGUGUGUGUGCAACGCCUGUACUAUAGAAGGACACUCUGGACACACAAUCAAGACCCUGAGAAACACGAUGAAAGAUCUGAAGUUGCAGGUGACUUUCACACAACAGUCAUUUGUCUUGAAUCAAGUGCUUUCAUCAUGCCGGACCACACCGUCCAUCCAGCGUCCUGUUUGGGGAGGCAUGUCUGCUGUAAAUGAACGACAAUACAAAAGCAUGCCAACCCAUGGGAUUGGGAGGUGGCGGCAUCUUUUACCCAAAGAAGCGCCAAAGAAAAGGAGAGACAAACGUCAGAUCACACCAAUAAAACAGAUCUUAUCUGCGACGGAUACAGCGUAUGGGACUCUGAAUGUGACAGUGUCGGGUUAUGACAUGACAGUGGUGGAGCAUUACUCCCAAUACAUCCACAACCUCUGCAACCGGCUUGGAGUCAAAGUGGCCGACAGCUAUGCUUUGCCAACUAAAACCACAGAGGUCAUGCUAAUGCAAGAGCAAGGAACCAAGAUGUACGUUGACGCCGUCCUAAAGACUCAUAAACGUGUCGUUCAGCUGAGCAGUCUGAACGCUGCAUUGUGUCCUGUCUUCAUGGAAGUUCUUUUGAAGCAUCAACCUGAGGGAGUUCAACUUUCUGUGAAGGAGCACACCGAGGCUGAUUUCCAAGGACGUUUCAAGGCACGUCCAGAGCUGGAGGGGCUUAUGGCUCAGAUAAGCCAGUAGGACCUGUGACAUUCUGACAUUACUGAUAUUCAAAACUGUAUGUGACACGGAUUUUACACCUUGUUAGCAAGGAAUACCUGUUUUCUUGUCAUCUAUUAUUUAUUUUCUGGCAUUCCUGUGCUUCAGGUGAUGGAUCAUUUGCAUUGAAGUAACUGUAUACAUUCAUACAUUCUUUUGUGACCUCUGCAAAAAUAAAACCCAGUAGUUUUUUCCAAACUAAGAAACUGUUUUAUGUAAUGCUUGGGUAUCAGAAAUUCUGUUACUUUAUAGUAAAUGGUAUGUGCAACAAUUAUGUAUACACGCUUAUACUGCUUCAUAUUAAACAUGUAUUCAUUGUACAGUUUAGGUAACCUGCUGCCUACCAAAAAGGCUCUGAGUUAUAUGUGUAUACAGUCUUUUGACUCAAAAUUUGAAGGAUAAGGAUCAAAAUGAUUAUCCUGCAAAGCUGAGACCAAAAAUCUGAAGUACAUGUACAUCUAAAGUGCUUAUUUACAUCUCAA